Bactrocera tryoni is the source of this 7080-nucleotide messenger RNA. RefSeq lists its product as uncharacterized. Gene Ontology annotation, molecular function: protein binding. Bases 729 to 4991 code for a protein of 1420 amino acids. The record is from RefSeq and is a predicted model, not a curated record. Gene Ontology annotation, cellular component: plasma membrane. NCBI's taxonomy places the organism in Eukaryota, Metazoa, Arthropoda, Insecta, Diptera, Tephritidae. The transcript is spliced from 19 exons.
GAGCGAAAUCGAAAAGGACGGAGCGCAGUCAAACUUAGGCAACGCGUCGUGUCAGUGACAGUGUCAGUUGAUAGUUAUCAGGUGCACAACGGUGUAUAUAACAGCAACAUAAAUACAGAAAACAACAGAAAAGCACAAAAGCAGUGGCAAGGCAAGUGAAAGUGAACGUGUGUGUAGUGCUGGCAAAUGGCAAUGAAGUGUUGCAAAAUUAAGAUAUGAAGUAAUAUCGAAAAAAGCGCACAUAUGUGUUUGCUGUACAGUGUUAAAUACAUGGAUAACUGUGCAAGGCAAAAAGUGAAAGUGAAAGUGAAAGCAACGCAAUACAGGAAAGGCCAGAAAAAGCCCGAAAAAGUAGCUAACCACAAGGCUAACUGAAAUUUCAGAAAAAUUUAAGCACAAGAACGCCCGAAACUCGCUUCGCAGCACGCUCGAGUGUCCGUUCGUUUCCACUACUUCCAAUUUCGGGUGCUAAUACGUCAGGGUCCGUGGCCGCGUAUGCGUGUAUAAGUGUGUAUGCGUAUAUAUGCUUGCGUGUCAAGUAAAAUCAAUGAAAGCAAAAGUGAAAACGUGCUAUACAGCUAACUGCAACUGUGUACAUACAUAUGUGUGACGUGGGCAACACCAAGUGAGUUGCCCCGAGGCUGCCGAGCAGGACUCUUGACCAGUUGAUAGAGGUUGCCAGCAAACAGCAUCAAAGUGGCAUUUUAUCACUGCUCUGAGAUGCAAUAAUGUCGGUAAAAUGGCGGCAGAGAUUCAAAAGCAAAAAGCGCUUAAAAUCCCCGAAACAACAACAAACGGAAAUGUACAACAAAAACACCAAAACAAGCACUCAAGCACUCAGCGAGAUGCUGAACAUUGCCGGAAAUCACAGACACUGCCCCUUGGUCAGCAGUGAUAGCAACCAAAACAACAAAAGCAAUAACAAAGAAAACUCGCCGCCUUCGAAGAGCUGCCACAGCACGCACGUGCAACAGCGAGACUGCAAUCAGCGCACAUGUGAGCAACAACAUGCACUGCCACCAGAGCAGCAAUGUAAAUUGGAUGCUUUCAAGGAUUCCACAUACGCUCCGUGGCCCCGCGCUGGCCACGCUGCCCACGCUGACAGUGCGCGCAAGAACGCCGCUGCCACUAUAAAACGUGCAACUGCCACAAAGCAAAGCAACCGGACGCGCGCACACACAACAGUGUCAAUUCAACCAAAGGCAACAACAAUACCAACAACAGAAACAACUAAGAGCGCAAUUCCGAAAACAAAAGCGGCGGCGCUGAUGACGACGGUGAUGCGGGUGCUGAAGCUGGCGGUGCACACAGGCGCCGCGACUCAAGUUGCAACAAAAGCAGCCACAACCGAUGGCAGUCAUUUGAAAAGGCUGCAGUCCAGCUACUUGCCGACUUUGUACAACAGUCUGUUCGCUGGUUUUCGCUUACCAGCAAUAACAACAACAGCACCAAAAACAGCAAAACCAACAACACCAACAAUGAAAGCGAGUAGCGCUCAGCCCAUUGGCGGCGGCGCAACAACUACAAGAGCAAUCCUUAAUAUUAACACUAACCACCCCACCACUGCCCGAGCCUUUGUGCCACUACUGGCGUUGUGCUUCCUCUGCAUUGUCUCGGCAGCGACCACAACAGCGGCGACAGCCACGUCUUCCACCUUCAACACAACCACUGCCAGGACAGAUGCAACAUCGCCGCCCUUGGCGCCCGUCGUGGCAGCAGUGAUGGCCACCGCCACCGCCAAGCCGGGGGCCAGUGGCGCGCAGCAGCAAUGCACACUGUCCGAGUUCACCUGCGCGAACAUGCGCUGUGUGCCGCUCAGCAAGUACUGCAACAACAUUAACGACUGCGGCGACGGCAGCGACGAGCCACGCUUCUGCACACGCUGCAAUCGUACGUACUAUGGAGAUAUCGGCCUAACCUACUCUCUGGAGCUGUACCGACCCAAACAGGACCGGCUACCGUACGUGUGUGUACUGACUUUUACUGCCGCUGGUGGUCAACAUGGCGACGUGGUUCAGGUAACACUUGAUAGCUUCACAAUUGGACGCUUCACCUCGUAUCUGCACGACGGUUGUCCGGAUGGUUACAUGCAAAUCGCCGAGUCGGCGCGCACUCCCAUCGGUGGCAUGUGGUGCGGCACAUCCUGGGGUCCAGUGCUAUUCUACAGCGAAACCAGAUCACUAAUUUUCACUAUCAAAUUAAAUAAGCUGGCGCGGGACCAGAGCGGCUACAAUUUCGACUUUCGCAUCAGAUACAAGGUUCUGUCGAAGGACAGUUCGGUGACGCGCUAUGGCGGCAUCAAGCUCGAAGAACUACGGCAGUGGUAUAAUCGCAGCAGUUUUCAGAAUCAAAAUGCAAUCGAAGAUUUCACAAAUUCCAGCGGCGCACAUUCGGACCGCUAUGGCCAGGAUUUCAGCUUGUUCAGCGCCUAUGCCAAUAAUAAGACUUUUAUGAACUCGCUGCAGCCAGCUGUGGAAAAGGACGCACUCAACUACACGGAGCCAAAGUACUAUCUGGGCGAUCUCAUACCGGGCACAUACUGUUCACGCAUUUUCAGCGAUUGCGACAGGAAAGCGUGCCGCCUGCAAUCGCCCAACUUCCCCGGGAUUUAUCCGCGCAAUCUGACCUGCUACUACGCCGUUCGACAGCAUGAGGUGCCUCAUGGCAAACACGCAAUGAUUCUGGUGAGACAAUCGAAAGGAAAUUUAGUCUGGAUAUCCACACAAGACACAGGAAUCGGCAGCAAGCCACCGCCUAGCACUAGCGAAAAAGAUAAGAAAUUUGAGCCGCGUCUAAAAACAUGGAGUGAAUGCGAUAACGUGCAGGACCACUUGAGGCCCAAAUGGAAGUCAACGGACUACGUGACGGUUUACGAUGGCUACACAACACGUGACCCGGUCGUGUUGAAGUUUUGCGGCGGCGGACAAGCAGUGCCGGCAGCCGUGUCCAGCGGACCAGAGUUAUUGGUGGAAUUUACAACUUCACCUUUUGGUACAUUCACAGGCACAUCGUCACAAGUGUUGCCGCUCUACGGCUUUCAAUUAGACGUUGAAGUGAUUUUCGUAGAUGUCAUGAGUCCCACGUAUUCGAAGAACAAAAAACCGUGUGAGUUUUGGAUACGCGGUGCUGGACGUGGCAUACUGGAAAGCCCCAAACAUUCAUUGGCGCCGAAUACCACUUGCCUAUAUCAUUUACAAGGCAUGGGUGUGUUUAAAACUUUCGAUCAUCUGAGUUUGUCGCGCCGCACAAGUGCACAAGGUAUGAACCAACCGCUCUCACGUUUCAAGGUGUGGAUCUCGAUGAUGAAAUUCAACUUAGACCCGGAAUUCGGACAGAUGGAUGAGACAUCAGUAGGCGCGAUUGGUGUGCUGCAAACACAUGAGGAUUGUAGUGGCAUGCUGCGCAUCUGGGACGGCGCUCUACGGGAGCCGCCGGCAUGCAAAGAUCUCAACUGUGCCAGCGACGCACCUGCACAUCCGUUAGUCUCACAUUACAGUCACAACUCGACAAACGUUAUUGCGCGUUAUUGCCGUGGAACGGUACCACGCACCUGUGAUCGUUCGAAUAUCAACGAGACCUAUGCGCGACCAUGCACGAUAUCCGAAAGUUAUGUGUCAAGCAGCGAUAGCAUAACACUGGAACUCAAGAACACAGAGUCAACGGUAUUGCGUCCACUGGAAUUCAAAUUGAAGUACGAAUUCAUCGAUCUGCACCAAGACGGUCUGCCGCUUGCUGGCGGCGAGAACGAUUGUAAUCGCAAGUUCGUUAGCAGUCUUAUGGAUCGGAAAGACCCGGCAAUCUUUCGCAGCGUGCGCAAUAUAUUUCUCUUCGGGCGUGGCGGCACACGAAACUUGAAGUGCAUUUACAAGUUUGAAGGUCAACGAGGUGAGCGUAUACGCAUUAAAUUACGAAAAGUUACUACACUAAAUAGGCCCUGCAUGUCGCGGGUGGACGAGGACAUAAAUCGCUCCUUCUGUUACGGCGAUACUAAUGCACGCAUUGAGAUUUUUGAACGUCCUUAUCACGACUCGAUUUUGUUGCCGCGCGGUUGUCUAUGCAAUUCGUCGAACUCGUCACAUCUACCUGUUGAAUACACCUCAACCAGUCGGGAUCUCGAAGUUCACUUUACUGCAAUAAAUAUGACUACACUUGACGAUCCGGACGCCAUCAACUUCGAGGGCAUGUUUGAAUUCAUCAAAGGACCAGCAAGCUGCAAAGACGGCCGACGCAAGUUCGGCCCAAGCGGCACUAUCCACAUGACAUUCGGUGAUAUGGAAUGCCGCACGCGACCUUGGCUAAUAGAACCAUCCAAUGGUAACAAAUUUUUAUAUGUGCGUCUGAAAUCAAUAUUCUUGCGUAAAUACAAUCCGAAGAAAGCAUUGAAUACAACCGUGGUGGGUACCAGUUCUUAUCGUUGCGAAACGAAGGCGCGAGUUGUGCUUACAACUUCUGAAGGUUUGACAAUAACCGCGUGUCCACUGUCGCCAGAUUCAAAGGCCUAUGAGUUUGUGGAAAUUUUCAGCGCUGGCUGGAAUGAGCGCCCCAUUUACUCAAUUGCGAAUCGCUCAAAGGCCAUUAGUGUGGAGUAUCUACGCCCUGAGAAUGGCGAUUUUACAUUUAAUUGGAUGGAAUUGGUUCCUAGACCAGUAUUAAGUAUUGCAGAAGACUGUCAGUACAAGUGUUCCGAGCUCGGUGCUUGCGUCAAUGCGAGCGUUUGGUGCGACGGCAUUGUACACUGCCCUUCCGGAGACGAUGAGACUUUCCUACAAUGUUCGGCCAUUAUGAAACUGCCCACUGAGAUAUUGGCCACGUUGUGUCUCAUCAUUGUGCUGCUAUGCUGUGCGUUUGCCGCCUUCGCAUACAAACGUUUUGCUUUCCAUUGCAGGAAAAUCAAACGCAAAUUUCGCGGAUCAUCGGUGCUGCAGACACGCCUCAAAUCGUUGAGUUCUAUGGACACUGCGGUACUGGAGGAGAAGGAGGUGAUUUGCUGACAAAACGACAAUUCUGUGCGAUAUGUUGAGAUCGAUCGUGUGACCACAGUCUGACCACUUUCGAUUGCAACUUUAAAAUUCGUGCAGAAUUGUGCCCCGGAACUAUUCAAAGUGUUGCCGAAAAUGGCGGAGAUACGAGUAUUCGUUUAAAGGCGAAGCUACAAACAAACCACAAAACUAAUACGAGUAUGUGUGUACAACCCGAUUCACCUGUUUUUAUGCAUUUGAAUUUUAUUCGAAAAUUUCGUAUGUAAGUUUUUACCCAUCAACUAACAGUACAUAUUACCAUAUUACACAACUCUAGCUCUCGUCUUAACGCAAUGAUCCAAUGAUCUCUGUAAUGUUUUCAAUACAAGAAAAUGCAAAAAUAUACUUUUUUACUACUCAUUUUAAGCCGAAAAUUAAGACAAGAAUCAAACCCAGCAAAUUUUUUAUAUAAAUACGUGCAUGUGUGUGUGUACAAUGUGUAAUCCUAGUCUAGCUAUGUAAAGAUGUACUGCAAAUCACAUUUAUGAAUGUAUGUUUGUAGGCACACACGACUCUAAAUGAAGCUUUAAUCAUAAAAAUUAUGUUAAUGCGAUCAGCAAACUUAUAUACUUAAUCCGUGUAAUAAUCUUCUUGAUUUUCAAACUGAGUUAACACUUAUGUGAAGCAAGCUUUUGCCUUUACUAAGGUCGGGGUUGGACACAAUAGUCCUUACGGUUGCACCGCACCCUCAUCUAUUUAUCGUAAGGUUGAGUUUACAUCCCUCUCAUAGGAAAGGAGCGCUUCUGGCGAGUUCAAUGAAAAUCGGUAGUCGACUUUGUCAAAAACUAGCCCACUUUCUUUUGGUCUUUCUUAUAGAACGUUUAUUAAAUUGCCAAGCAGUGAUAACAAUUUUCUUUCAGUUUUGAUCAAAACCGUUUUGAUCAAUGAGCCAGAUUCAGUUUUUUUUUCAAAUACUAAAUGAUAUUUCCAUAUACUCAUGGUCAUUUUGGAAAAUUAGCCGGAAAUAUGAAAAUAGUAAAUAAAAAAAUUGUACAUGGAUGGAUUCAAAAUAUUUGUAUACCCUGAACACAUAAUAUACAGUUUGCCACGAAGCUUGUAACACCAAGUAAGGAACGCCGAAGAUCCAAUAAAAUAUAUAUGUAAAAGAUCAGCAUGACGAGCUGAGUCCAUUAGCCAUAUCCGUAUAUUUUCAUAUACGCGAAGUAUCGGUCUGAAAUUUUUCUCAUGACCUCCCAAUAGCGCAGAGCUGUAUUCAAUGUAGAACUGAAUUGUAGACGUCCCUCUUCCCUUAUUCGGAGGCUCACGUCUUCAACCUGUUGAUAAGGUAAUAUACCUGGAGCUUAGCCUUGAUAGGAAGCUUUCAUGGAGGACAAAUAUUGAGGAGAAAUUAAAGAAGGCUAUAGGCGAGCUAUAGGGAAAAGUUGGAAAAACAAAACCAAAGGUUCCCGCUAACAGCGGAGUGGAAAUGAGUCAGAUAUCCAUUUAAGUAACGAGUUAGUUAAAUUUUCAUGCACUAAAAAUUCUGAUCAAACUUGAUCAAAAGACUUUCAUAAUCUUAUCUCUAAUACUAAAGGAGUGAUCGUAGGAGUUUUUGCUAAGUAUUGUGCAAUAGGUAUUCUCCUCCAUUACCAGACUGAAGCUGAAACAUGUCGGCAGUCAUAUCUUCGGUGUACUAGGAGACGUAGCCAAAACUUACAAUGACCGCCUCAACAAAUUUGUGAUUCGCUUAAAGCGCUUUGUCGAUUUAUGAGAGUCCCCACGCUACAUUUUUAUAUGACUUCUAGGUACCGCAAAAAAAGAUUUUUCAAUAAGAGCGCUACAAAGAUUUAGAAUAUCAAUGAAAUUCUUUAUUCCAGUGAAAGUACAUUCGAUGCCAUUAUGUAUGGAACUCGAUUUCUUUUGCAUGGGUACCAGGGACACUCUUGUAGAAGUCCAGACGCUUGACGUAGCCCCACAGAAAAUAUUCUAACGGUGUCAAAUCGCACGACCAACAUAACAUGUUCACCAAAUUUUGUCCUGUUGGAAGCACAUAUUGUCCAAGUCCAUAUGAUCCAAUUCGGCCAAAAAAUAUUCUAUUACCAUUGAGCGGUAGCGAUUCCCA